AUGUCCCUCCACAACCACCCCAUCACCCAAGAACCCUACCUCCGUCUCCCCUCCCCACACCAAUCCAUCAUCAUCACGCCCUACCGCGCCCCCAAUCCAGCCGAUGAAGCCGCCAAGGUCCGCAAUAUGAACGACCCCCUCGUGGCAGCCUGGCUCAUCGGCCCGCCGUAUCCGUACCAUGCCGACGACGCCAAGAUCUGGACCAAUAUGUCGCGGUCCCAGUGCAUUCAGAUUCUCGCGGAGGCAAAAACCCAGCAAUACGUGUCCGGCAGUCCGUUUCGAUGUGUCCGCGAGAUCGUGGAGGAGGAUGAGCACGGCGUGAUUCAGAAGGACGUGUUGAUCGGCGGGAUCGAUGUCACUGAGUAUCCGUUUCUGGAGUUUCCGGAGGGAAGCAAGGAGAGGGAGGAUGGGGUGAAGAGGAACGGGGAGUUGGAGACGGGGAGUUCGGAGAAGGUUUGGGGGGUUGGUGGUAUGUAUUUUCCUUUCCUCCUCCCUGUGGCACUAUAUUCUUCUUGA
Molecule: messenger RNA, 516 nt
Organism: Aspergillus melleus
Lineage: Eukaryota; Fungi; Ascomycota; Eurotiomycetes; Eurotiales; Aspergillaceae
Exons: 1
Coding region: 1-516 (171 amino acids)
Source: RefSeq, a predicted model, not a curated record